This is a messenger RNA of Amphiprion ocellaris (clown anemonefish), 2694 nucleotides long. It is a transcript of the gene arl15a, whose product is annotated as ADP-ribosylation factor-like 15a. The record is from RefSeq and is a predicted model, not a curated record. The coding region runs from base 390 to 968 and encodes 192 amino acids. Gene Ontology annotation, molecular function: GTP binding; GTPase activity. Lineage: Eukaryota; Metazoa; Chordata; Actinopteri; Pomacentridae. The transcript has 5 exons.
GAGGUCUUCGUUUAGUUUCCUCAACCAAACACUCAACUGAUAUUGUGUGAUAAAAAACCUCUGUAAGUCAGCCGGUGGAAGAGAGGGGCUGUUUAUUCAGACUGAAGAAAUACCGACACACGAACCCGGCGGCCCUCGUCGUUUUAAACAAACCUGGUCGCUGCUGCAUUAAAAAAAACUCGGCUUUUGUGGCGAAGAAGACGGCGAGAAUUCCUGCUGGUAAAACCCCAACCGAAAGGCUGCUUUUCUAUUUUUGCUGUGGCUGUUCGAAAGGCGGGGAAUACAAAGCGACGUGUGGCACAAAACCCAUUACAUUUUGGAUUCGCCGAGGCAAAAACGGGAUUACUACGAAGCCAGUUCGUGCAGCUGUGACUGGUGAGCGAUAGUACAUGGAUUAUCUGUGUUUUCGGGCACUGUGCUGUAAAGGACCCCCGCCACCAAGACCAGAGUAUGAUGUGGUGUGCAUUGGCCUGACAGGUGCUGGAAAGACCAGCUUGCUCUCCCGCCUCUGUAGUGAGGGCAGCGACGGCAUUGUUCCUACAACAGGUUUCAGCAUCAAAGCAGUGCCAUUUCCAAAUGCCAUCUUGAAUGUAAAAGAACUAGGAGGAGCCGACAACAUCAAGAAAUACUGGAGUCGUUACUACCAGGGGUCACAGGGUGUAGUCUUUGUACUGGAUAGCGCGUCAUCAGAUGAGGACCUUGAAGCAGCACGUAAUGAGCUCCACUCAGCCCUGCAACACCCACAGCUCUGCACACUGCCUUUCCUCAUCCUUGCCAACCACCAGGACAAGCCUGCUGCAAGGACGCCAAACCAGAUUAAGAAGUACUUUGAGCUGGAACCGCUGGCCCGAGGAAAGCGCUGGAUCCUGGAGGGCAGCACCACCGACAACAUGGAGGCCGUGAAGGAGAGCUUCGGUCAGUUUAUUAGCCUGUUGGAGGACAAAGACACAGAGCCUGCAAGGAUAUGAUGCUAAUGCUGCUAAUGCUGAGAGACAUUAGCGGUUAACAACCACCACAUCCUGCUGGUGCCCAUGCACACACACUCAUGCACAGACACAAACACGUAGAUACAAGAACACGCAGCAGAUGUUGGCCUCUUUCUUUGAGAUAUGUAUUGUAUGUUAUCCUCCCUUCACUGCGGCCCCAUUUUUUUGAAUCGGAAGAGCGUGCACAAGCAAGUACAGCCUUACAGAAGAGAAUCACCGAUAAAGCCACCCAGAGUAAAGCAACUUGUCAAGAAAAAUCAUUGAACCUUGCCAACAAUGGAAAUCUAUAUAAUGUACCACUGUUUGUACCAUCGUGAUUAAUCAAUGGCAUUUGGGAUGUAUGGCUUUCCUUUAGUAUCUUUGGACACUAACACACACACACACACACACACACACACACACACACACACACACACACACACACACACACACACACACACACACACACACACACACACACACACACACACACAGUGGAGCCCAGGUUGUCUGUAGAUAUGUUUAACAUCUCCACUAAUUACUUUGCAGGAUGUUUGGGUGGGCAUGGCUGAUGUUCUUUCCACUGAGAAGUACUGUAUGGCCGUCAAGUGUGCUUCUCCCUUUGACUCGGUAACAACGAUCGACGUUGUGUGAUUGGAGUGCGUAGUCCAAAGCCUCGUGUUAUGUACGGUAGUUACAUAUCGGUGUGUCACACCGUAUCUGAAUAUCUAAUCUGAAUAGUGCAGUCUGAGUAUCUCAUGGAGUAUUAUGUACAUGCAAAUAAGCAUAUUGCCGUGUACCCUCCUGUGCAGCCAUACACAAGUACUACUAAUCGUGUGACUAAGUGCUAGGUGACUUUAUGGAGUACAUUUGGAGAAAGUGGGAACAAGUUUGAAUGCUUUUAUAAAUGUGCAACUUAGGAUAUAUUUUAUAGCUCUGUAUGUUAACCUCGUAGAGCUGCGUUCAGAUUUUUUAUAUGUCAUACAUACAUAAUGUCAUAAUUAUGAAUUCUUUCAAAUCAAAGACCAAAAAGGAGAUAAACUGAUGAUUGACUGGGCUGGAUGUAGCCACAAGGUAGAGUAAUGUAAUGGAUUUAGUUUCUCUUCAUUGUUUAGGAAAUGUCAGGUCUGUUUUUUUUUUUUUUUUUUUUUUUUUUUUUUUUUUAACAGUAUUUCUUUCUUUUUUUUUUUGCAUUUGACAUAAUCCCUCUCAGCAUUGAUUAGUGACUGCAGUCUCCCAUCAGGGUGGAGGAAUACAAACUAUCAAUCAGCCACAGCAACAGCUGCAUCUGACAAGUCCCUGUCCGACACCCUAAUGCCUUCCAACUGUCUGAAGACCCCUCCCUGUCUGCUGUUUAUCGCGUACCCCUGCCCCACCUCAUCCCAGCCCGUCCCGACCAGCACAGCCCCUCCACUCCGGGAGCACAUUACUGCUCGCUGUGCUUUCUGUCCCAGAUGCCAUCUUUCAGCCCGGUCGCCUUCACGUGGAUUCCACACCUCUGAAAUGUAUUCGUUGUGCCACAGGUGUGUGCAGUUGUCUCCAAGAUGUGCUUCAGUAAUGGAUGAUGUUCACACCUCUUCCCCAUGUGCUUUGUAUUUGUUUGUUGUUAUUUUUGAUCAGUAUUUUUGUCAGGUUUUUAAAGAUAUGAUCACUUUUUGUACCUGAUGUGAGAACUGAAUGGAUCAGUGCAUUUUGUUCGCUUGAAUGCAAAAUAAAUUUGUCGACUAGG